Molecule: messenger RNA, 1218 nt
Organism: Triticum aestivum (bread wheat)
Lineage: Eukaryota; Viridiplantae; Streptophyta; Magnoliopsida; Poales; Poaceae
Exons: 4
Coding region: 1-1218 (405 amino acids)
Molecular function (GO): protein dimerization activity
Source: RefSeq, a predicted model, not a curated record
AUGGACGAAUCGAGCAUCUUCCUCCAGUGGGCCAUGGAGGCGUUGGGGCAGGGGCAGUACGCUGCCGUUGCCGGAGACGCUUUCUCGUCAUCGCCAUUCUUAGAACCCCACCACUCGGCGGCGCUACAGAGUGGCACGGACAUGGCGGCCCACCGGUACGGAGCCACCGACGACAGCCGGAGCUCAGGUAACAGCGGCGCCGCGCUGGCCAAGGAGAACAACGGCUGGUCGUCCAACUGCAGCACCAACUACCCAGCCGUGAGCCCGAACUUCACCUCGGGCUCGGUCGCUGCUCCGAGCCACGGUGUGCCGGAGCCGGCGCACAGGUCGCCGCCGUCGAGGAAAUCCUCCCCCUCAAAUAACGGGACGGCGUCCACCGGGCAAAAACACGUCAUGGCAGAGAGGAAACGCCGGGAGAAGCUCAACCGCCACUUCAUCGAGCUCUCCACUGUCAUACCCGGCCUCAAGAAGAUGGACAAGACAACCAUCCUUUCCGACGCGGUGAGGUACGUCAAGGAGCAGCACGAGAAGCUCAAGGCACUCCAGGACCGCGACGAUAGGACCAUCGAGUCGGUGGUGCUCGUCAAGAGGCCGUGCAUCUCCAAUGUCGACGAUGGUAGGCCGUCACCGCCGCCAUCAGCAGUAGCUCAAACAAGUCCGACUCCGGCAAUAAAGACCUCGCUGCCGGAGAUCGAUGCAAGGAUCUUGGAGAGGAACGUGAUGGGUGAGGAUCCACUGCGAGGACGGCAAGGGGGUCCUUGUCACGUUGCUCGCAGAGGUCGAGGGGCUCCAUCUUACCAUCACACACGCCAAUGUCAUGUCCUUCCCGGCCUCCACUCUCAUCAUAAAUCUCAUGGCAAAGGCAACUUCACCACUUUAACUGCACAUUUUGUGGACGAAGGCUUCAACAUCACAGUGGAGGACAUUGUGUGCAAGCUCGACCGUGCAUUGAGACGGUGUCACCAUAUCGUGACAAUGAGAAGGAAUGUGGCCGUGGCCGAGGAUGACGGGGAGAGCGCGGCCGUGUCUGUGGAGGACCAGAAAGAGAAGAAAGCAAAGUCCAACUUCGUAGAAUUCUCGCUGAAGUCUCACCUGAAUCUCGCUGCAGUUCAGCGGGGGUGCAAGGGUGUGGUUAUGGCGGAUGCCGGGGAUGUCGGAUGGGUCACCGGGGUGGUGGUGUGCGCUGGUCGGUGUCGGAGGACGAGUGAGAUGAAAUGA